UUUCUUAGUGUUUUAAAAUGUGUAAAUUAUAACGAUUACAUAUUGCAAGUUUGCAACUUUCUUAGAAAGAUUAAUUCAAUGGUCAGUUCUUAACGAAAAUCUGUGGAGAUGCUUAAAACCCUAGGUGAAAUUUUGAUGAUGCGAAACAAAUAAGCGUUUUGAGGUCUAAAGAGAACAGGAACGUUUGGAAGUUUGAUUAAUCGGUGGCUUGAAUUGGAGACUCGAUGAUCAAAGUGGAGAAAUUGAUCUAGUUGAGUGGCCACAUUAAUUCGAAUUUUUUGUUCUAUGGAUUGAUUAAGAACAUUAGAGAUCUAAUUCCUGUGGUUCUAAAAUUCCCCCGAAGCAAAGGUGCGUGCAUCUUCCAUUUUUUUUUACCCCCGACCGAUAACCGUGUUCGCCGUUAGAAGUUCGAGCUCCUCCGUCCGGCGACGUGAUAGACGCCAUCGCCAUGUCUAUCGAUAUCAGAACCUUAAAGGAUAGGUAUAUUGAGUCUUGCAAUGCUUGUGAAACAGUUCCUAAUAAAGCAGUUCUAUCAGCUUUCUUUAAGGCUGAGAUUAAGAAAUCAAAUAAUGAAGAAUCCACCUUUGUGAUCUUCUUAGAUGACUUAAAAAGCAUCGACUUCCAUCCACUUUACAACAUCUUUCUCCAAAUUGAUCUAUCAGAGAUAGACACAGUUGACAUUCUUCAAAAGUCAUCAUGUUCUCUAGAUGCAGAUUCUGUUCUACUGUUACUACAUGCAAUAAACCAAAAACUUCGCAUUGUGGAUCUUCAAGACAGGACAUUUGGCAAAGAUUUCUUAAUGGGGAUUUCAUUAGGAGGCUUAUCAUGCCAAAUUUUAAACCUAAAGUUUUCACAUUUCCGGAAGAUCAAUAUGAUUGGGAAGUUUCUCCAGAUUCGCACUCUCAAUCUUGAUUUUAGUGCAUCACUAACAAAUUUCGGGAAAGAUUGUUUUUCUCAUAUGCCAAAUCUAAAAUCCCUUUCUUUAUGUGAAACAAAAGUAUCAAAUCUAUGGACUACAAGUGCAUCACUUGCAAAACUUCCAUCUUUAAUUGAACUUCGGUUCCAGAGUUGCUUAUGUUGUGAUGAUACAAGGGUAUGCCCUCGAUCUUUUGGCCCAAAAGAUAAUGAGAGCACUAGUUCAACUCUUUUAGAUCAUGGAAUUGAAAAGAUAACACCUUUUUUAACUACAGAAGACACAAGUUUGUUUUCCAAUUUGGAAGAUGAACUUUUUAAUUACAAUACAGUUCAUGAAACUGUAAGUGAAUCGGAUGAGUCAACGGAUAGUGAAGUUGACUUUUCAAAUACUCAUCCUGGAAUUAAGUUGUUGGAAGAUUUCACAUAUGGACCUAGUGCUUGGAAUGGAUUACUUGAUCUUCCUAAUGAGAUUUUUCCAAACACAUGGGGAUUAGAAGAAACCGAAGAAUCUUUUCCAAGUUCAUCAAUAUCAAGACCUAUUAGUAUACCCCGAAAAAAGCAUCUUUCAUAUCACCCUUCACCAAUAUGCUAUGAAAAACACUAUAGAGAAUACUUAAUCUCCUCAUUUCCUAAUUUAAAAGUCCUCGAUAACAUCCCAAUAAAAAAAACCGAAAAAGAAAAAGCCUCCAUCAUCUACUCACAAAAAUUCGAGCAUCUCCCAUACAAAAGAACAAACAAAGAAAACGUUGUCACCAUACUUCAAAACCGCGAAAUCAAACAAAAGGGUAUUUAUGGAAAGUCACAAUAUUCUUAUCCAAGAUCACUUGAUGCUUCCAAAGUUGGGUGUGCAGUGUUGCCUUGUUUGCAUCCACUUUCUUUAAGUUGUAGCAACAAUGUGAUAAUACAAAGAGGUGAUGGAAGAAAAUUUCGUCCAAGACAAUUUGAAUAUCAUCCGAAUAAUCCAAGUCUUAUGGUUAUUGGAACUUUGGAUGGAGAAGUUGUGGUUGUGAAUCAUGAAAGUGAGAAAAUUGUUAGGUUUAUUCCAUCACAUGGAGAAAUGAAUAGUGUUCUUGGAUUAUGUUGGCUUAAAAAAUAUCCUUCUAAGCUUAUUUCCGGUUCCGACAACGGUUUACUGAAACUGUACGACAUCCAACAUUCCGAUUCCGAUUCCGGUUUCCCCCGAACUCCGGAAUCAAAUUCCUUCGACGAGUUUGACCAGUUGACUUCAGUCCACGUGAACUCAAGCGACGAACUAUUCCUCGCAAGUGGCUACUCAAAACACGUUGCUUUAUACGACAUCAACACCGCUAAACGCCUCCAAGUCUUCACCGACAUGCAUCAAGAACACAUAAAUGUCGUUAAAUUCGCAAACCAUUCACCAUCCAUGUUUGCCACGUCAUCAUUUGACCAUGAUGUUAAAAUGUGGGAUUUAAGACAAAAACCCAUUCACCCAUGUUACACGUCCUCUAGUGGUCGAGGAAAUGUCAUGGUUUGUUUCUCUCAUGAUGAUCAUUAUCUUCUUGCUUCCGCUGUUGACAAUGAGGUUAAACAAUUAUUGGCGGUUGAUGGAAGGCUUCAUUUGGACUUUGAUAUAGCACCAACGGGAAGCUCUCAGAAUUAUACGCGUUCUUAUUAUAUGAAUGGAAGAGAUUAUAUUUUAAGUGGGAGUUGUGAUGAACACGUGGUGAGAAUUUGUUGUGCUCAAACUGGAAGACGCCUUAGAGACAUUUCAUUAGAGGGAAAAAGUUCCGGAUCUUCCAUGUUUGUGCAAUCUUUAAGAGGAGAUCCAUUUAGAGAUUUUAAUUUGAGUGUAUUGGCGGCUUACUUGUCUCCAAGCUCAAGCCCAGAAAUUGUAAAGGUCAACAUGUUGACUUCGAAGGAUGCAGAAAAGGAAUUGUUGGAUGAUGAGCCGAUGCGUGUAGGAAUUGGUAUGGGAGGAGCGUGAAGUGUGUGUGUAUAUAUGUUGUGUAGGAUGAGAAAUGAUGGAGGAUAUGAAUGUGAAUGAUUGUGAUGUGUAGAAUUGGAAAGUAAUGUGUGUAUGUGGGUUGUUGUAUCAAUGUAUUAGAGAAGAUAAGAAGAGAGAAAUGUGUAUGUUGGUUGGAUAGUGUUUCUAUAUGUAAUAUGUAAUGGGCUUUUUAUAUUUA
Molecule: messenger RNA, 3059 nt
Organism: Lactuca sativa (garden lettuce)
Lineage: Eukaryota; Viridiplantae; Streptophyta; Magnoliopsida; Asterales; Asteraceae
Product: protein DWD HYPERSENSITIVE TO UV-B 1
Biological process (GO): cellular response to UV-B
Cellular component (GO): Cul4-RING E3 ubiquitin ligase complex
Molecular function (GO): protein binding
Source: RefSeq, a predicted model, not a curated record